AUGGGAUACGGCAUGCAUGGACCAGAUUGCAAUACACAUUGGCUGGAUUUGGUUAAUCUUCGCCCUCUCGAGCCGCCAGAAUCGCACGACUAUCCUCCCGGUCUCUACACAUGCACCCAGUUCUUUCAAUCGCUUGGCAAAGAUACCUUCACAAGCCCAUGCCCCGGGUUCCAUUGGGAAUAUUCACUGCGUAGACAGGCCCAACGGGUGCUUCCCUUUCUAUACCUUGGUCCUACUUCCAUGGCCCGGAAUAUUGAAUUCUUAAAGCGGGAGGGGAUCACUCUUGUUUAUGCGAUCCGCAGUAGACACAUUUCCCACGACGUUAUUGUCAACGCGGACAAGACCGCGAUGGCAGCAGGAAUAGAGUCCGACCGUAUCAAUGUGGAGGACUACAACGAGCUUAUCAAAAUGUUUCCUGACGCCAUUCGCCGCAUUAAUAACCAUAUUUGUUGCUGUCCAGAGCAUUCCAGCCCACCUGGCCCGGCAGAAAAGAAGGUCCUAGUCUUCUGUGAGACUGGCAACGAACGAUCAGCUACCUUGAUUGCUGCAUACCUAAUGGUGAUGUACAACCUUCGCUUGUAUGCGGCCUUGGGACAAGUUCAAGCACGGCGACUCUGCGUCAAUAUCGAUUAUCCUGUCCGAGAAGUGCUUUGGUCGUUCGAAAGCAUUUUGCAGGCACAGAGAGACGUUUCCAAAGUCUCGCGACUGCCACCCUCAAGUGGUAUAUAUGGUACGAAUGGGUUUAAACGUGGCCAUUCUUCGAUCCAUGAAAGCGAAGCAGUGCAAGAUCCUGGAAACGAUCAUGACAUGGAUAUGGUUGACGAUGAGCAUCCCGCAAAACGCCGGAACGUGGAAAAUACCCACAGCAAUGGGUUACUACCAAACUAGAGAACCACCAGUUUCCUAUUUAUCGGAGGGUGCUAGUCAAGGGCACAGUCCAGAUGAACAGUUCUUCAAGCAGCCGAGGAGGCAAAAUGGAUGACAGGAUAGGAGUAAUUCUAACGACGUUCGGAGUAUGACGAGCGCCUCUUGGGCGGAAUGCGCCUCUUUGCCUUCUCUUUCCUCUCGUUUCUUUGCCUUUCUAUGUUUGUAUUAUCCAGUAUGUAUUAGUUUUUACUUGUUUGAUGAACUGAGAUGCUCCUUUCUGUAUAUGUUCUCCUGGUCCUUUGGAUGGCUGUUUCCUUUUACAAAGGAGCUUUUUCUUCACAGGAAGGCCUUGCUGCAACCUCCACCCAGGCUGAAGUCUACCUUUGUCUUCACUCCACGGUCCAUCCACAGCUGGAAUCUUCCUCUGAAAUGGCUGCAGCGUGCGCAACUUGGUGACCGCAGCGACAACUCUCCAACACGUCAACAUUGGCGGGUCAGCGAUUAGUCGUUCAGUCACCUGUUCAGCUUGGCUAUUUCCAGUCUUAAAUGAGGUGAAGAGAGCAGAAAGCAGAAUCCUUCACUAUAUUUUUAUAAGCAACAGUCAUCAUCACUUAUCCUUACCGUUCAUCUCCAGCUUGGAACCAUUUAAGCUUCAUUCACUCUCUUUCAGCUUUGGGAGUAUUUCUUCCGCUCAUUUUUGAAAU
Coccidioides posadasii C735 delta SOWgp is the source of this 1571-nucleotide messenger RNA. RefSeq lists its product as uncharacterized. Gene Ontology annotation, biological process: negative regulation of SCF-dependent proteasomal ubiquitin-dependent catabolic process; negative regulation of protein binding; protein dephosphorylation. Gene Ontology annotation, cellular component: cytoplasm; nucleoplasm. The record is from RefSeq and is a predicted model, not a curated record. Gene Ontology annotation, molecular function: protein tyrosine/serine/threonine phosphatase activity; F-box domain binding. Lineage: Eukaryota; Fungi; Ascomycota; Eurotiomycetes; Onygenales; Onygenaceae.